Messenger RNA from Drosophila mojavensis, 1317 nucleotides. RefSeq lists its product as uncharacterized. Lineage: Eukaryota; Metazoa; Arthropoda; Insecta; Diptera; Drosophilidae. The transcript has 2 exons. Bases 552 to 1256 code for a protein of 234 amino acids. The record is from RefSeq and is a predicted model, not a curated record.
GUGUGCUUGAGUACUUGGCGACAAACAUGCAGAGUGCAGAAGAAGAAGAAGAUGACGACGCCGCCAAAUCGAUGAGGCGAACGUCGCGACGUUAAUGGCGUCGACUGCGACGCACGUCUGCUCCUGCUGCUGCUACUGCUGUAGCUGCUGGAAGUGUCGACGACCGGACGGAAUGGCUCUACGUUCGACAACGAACGACGAUGCGACGCCAAUAACAACAGCAGCAACAACAACAACAAAAACAGGGGAAUUUAAGGGGGAAUUUAAGACGAGCAAUUGAACAGAGUUGUCAAACGGUCGUACACACUCUUUAAGCAGCAGCAGCAAACGUUUGCAGCAUGUUUGACAACGUCCAUAGGCUUGCAGUCCAUCAUGUUGCACUCAAGCAAAAGAGGCCUGGCAUUAAGUUGCAUGCGUGUGUGAAGCGUCUCUGUGUGCUGAGAGCGUCAAACAUGAACAUGUUUGAUUCUGAUUCUGUCCCUCCCUCUCUCUCUCUCUCUCUCGAACGCUCUCUCUGCUAGGCUUAGUACGUUACUGGCUGUGUGAUUGCAAUGACCGCCAUACCGCAAACGGAUCGCUGGCAAGACUUCUUCGAUACAUAUCGGCAAUUACCAGCGCUAUGGCGAGUAUCGGACGAGCAGUACAAAAAUCAGAAGCAGAGAAAGGCAGCAUAUGAGAAGUUGCUGCAGUGCUAUAAGAAAAUCGAUGGGAAAGCCAAUAUGGACACCAUGCGGCGUAAGAUCAAUGGGAUUCGAACUUGCUUCAGGCGCGAACUGCGUAAAGUGGAGUACAACGAGGAAAUGAACAAGGUGUAUGUGCCACAUUUGUGGUACUUCAAUGAACUGACAUUCCUGUGUGACGAAGUAGGCAAAGCAACUGGGACGGAAAUCACGGAUGGCAUCUGGGAUAAGCCGGAUGAGUCGAUGAAUGAAUUUAAAGACGAUGAGGACAUGGAUCACUGGUCCGAGUCGGAAACUAAAGUUUUCGAUCACGUGCUACCGACGUCCAGUGGAUCGCCUGUAGAACCAGCACAAUUAGAACAGACAUCGCCUGCGGAACAGCUGCAGCCGCUGCGUAUGUGCAGCGUCAGCCACUGCUCAAGAGACGAGGCUGCCAUCUAUGCCGAGGGCUGGGCCACAUCCUAUCGCAAGUUGGACGAGAAGAACAAGCUGCUGGCCAAAAAGGCCAUCGAGGAGAUUUUGGUGCUGGGGCAACUAAACAAACUCGAGUUCAAUUCGGUGAAGAUGCCCAAUUGAAAUAGACUUUGAAAUGAUUUUGCAGAUAAUAUAAUUGAUCAAUAAAUAUGAUUUUACAGAA